CUGAGAUAUGACUCGACCUCAUCUUGAACUUUGAUAAAUCAGUUUGUGGCAAAUAACAGCUCAUAUACUGACGCGAUCACUAGUUUCGGCAUACUUUACUUGCAUCAGUCAGGCUAAUGACAUCAGACGUAAAUAACGGAAAAUUAGUGGACUUGAAACAGAAUCAAAAAGAAACGAACACCACAGAGCAAAUUUCCAGAAUGCCAAACAUAAAAGUAUUUACUGGAAGUUCGCAUCCAGAUUUAGCGAAAAGAAUCGUCACUAGACUUGGUCUAGAUUUAAGCAGAGCUACCACUAAAAAGUUCAGUAACAAGGAAACGAAUGUUGAAAUUGGUGAAUCCGUCCGUGGAGAAGAUGUGUAUAUUGUGCAAAGUGGUUGCGGCGAAAUUAAUGAUAACCUUAUGGAACUGCUGAUCAUGAUUAAUGCUUGUAAAAUCGCAUCAGCUUCCCGAGUAACAGCAGUUAUUCCAUGUUUCCCUUACUCGAGGCAAGACAAGAAAGAAAAAAGUCGUGCCCCAAUCACAGCUAAACUUCUUGCUAACCUUAUAUCAGUUGCUGGAGCUGAUCAUGUCAUUACGAUAGAUUUACACGCAUUUCAAAUUCAAGGUUUCUUUAACAUUCCCGUUGACAACUUAUACGCAGAGCCAGCAAUCACCAAGUGGAUAAAAGAUAAUAUUCCAGAAUGGAAAAGUAGCGUUAUGGUUUCGCCUGAUGCUGGCGGUGUAAAGCGUAUGACAUCUAUAGCAGACAGACUUGAUAUCGACUUUGCUAUUAUUCAUAAAGAAAGACAAAGAGCGAACGACGUAGAUUCAACAGUUUUGGUAGGUGACGUAAGAAAUAGAACGGCUAUUAUGGUUGAUGAUAUGGCUGACACCUGUGAUACCAUUGUCAAAGGAGCUGAAAAAUUACGUGAAGCUGGUGCUAAUAAAAUUUACGCUAUAUUAACUCAUGGAGUUCUUGCCGGUAACGCCAUUGAUAAAAUAAACAAUUCAUGCUUGGAGGCUUUGGUAGUAACAAAUACAAUACCUCAAGAUAAAAAUAUGAAACUGUGCCCAAAAUUACAGACCAUGGACAUUUCAGUGAUGCUAGCAGAGGCUAUACGAAGAACCCAUUAUGCAGAGUCGGUUUCGUAUCUCUUUACAAACGUCCCCUAUUAAUUAUAUUAAAAAUAAGUCACUGGCUGAACACUGAACAAUUUGAAGUUGAAUUAUUAUAAGCUUCUAGCUUUCUGAUAUCCUAAAAAAACUUGUAUAAGACAAAAAUUAAACGAAUUGUUCAAUAAUAUAUAAUACCUUUAAUUUCAUAUGUUAAUUUCAUUCCAACACUUGGCUGUAUCGAGUUAUACUUGCAAUUACGUUUCUUAUAAAUUAAUCAAAUUAUCUUAUUACGUUAAAUCAACACGCCGAGAACGUAAACAAACAAACAAUGGAUCAUAAAUCAAUACGUCAAGAGCAGAAAGAGUGUUGCUUAUUAAAUUAUGUAGAUCAUAGUGAACUAGAUUUAUUCAAAUCUUGUUAUAAAUAAUAAUACAUUUAAGUGGGAAAUCUUAUUUAUUAGCAAAAAAUAUAUUAUGAAAUAAAUCAUUGUAGCAAAUUAUAAGUAUUUCGCAAAAUGUAAGUUUAUACAUAUAUUUUUCGAUUUUAUGUAGAAACGACUAUUUGAACAAAAAUCCAAUAAUCAAAGAUCGUCUGGAAGAAAAUGCCGAAAGCAAUAAAACUGCCUUAGCGAACUCUUUGUUAUUAAUUUCAGUAUAAAAUUUGUAAUAAAGUAGACUAUAUUGUUGUUUUACUUCAAUC
This is a messenger RNA of Nymphalis io (European peacock), 1796 nucleotides long. Its product is annotated as ribose-phosphate pyrophosphokinase 2-like. Gene Ontology annotation, biological process: purine nucleotide biosynthetic process; ribonucleoside monophosphate biosynthetic process; 5-phosphoribose 1-diphosphate biosynthetic process. The transcript has a single exon. Gene Ontology annotation, cellular component: ribose phosphate diphosphokinase complex; cytoplasm. The record is from RefSeq and is a predicted model, not a curated record. Bases 117 to 1157 code for a protein of 346 amino acids. Gene Ontology annotation, molecular function: magnesium ion binding; ribose phosphate diphosphokinase activity. NCBI's taxonomy places the organism in Eukaryota, Metazoa, Arthropoda, Insecta, Lepidoptera, Nymphalidae.